This is a messenger RNA of Talpa occidentalis (Iberian mole), 1641 nucleotides long. RefSeq names its product TNF alpha induced protein 8 like 2 (gene TNFAIP8L2). Gene Ontology annotation, cellular component: cytoplasm. Bases 568 to 1122 code for a protein of 184 amino acids. The transcript is spliced from 2 exons. The record is from RefSeq and is a predicted model, not a curated record. NCBI's taxonomy places the organism in Eukaryota, Metazoa, Chordata, Mammalia, Eulipotyphla, Talpidae. Gene Ontology annotation, biological process: regulation of apoptotic process; negative regulation of T cell activation; negative regulation of inflammatory response.
AUAGCUUGAUAGCAUGAGGCUUUAACCCCUGUGCUACCAGGAAGGCCAGGUAAAAAUAAUCUGAUAGAAAUAGGAUGUCAUUUUAAGUUCUUGUUAAGGGUGUCACCUGUCAAAUGCUUUAUUUUAGCAACAAGACAAGGAGACACACUAGCAAGAGAACAGGGCAGUUCAAGGGUGAGUGAGACACAGUGGUGCUGGGGACAGGAUGAAAUGGGUGACCCUGAGAGCUAUCUCCAAGGACAAAUCCAAAAUAGUCUGUUCCUACUGCCCAGGGGUUUUCCAGAAAAAAAUGCCACAGAUUAGCACCUUUAAUAAAUUCAGAAUCCCCACACUAGGUUGCACUUAGAAGAACCCACAUAAUAAGGUAAGAAUCCUACUAACUUUUUACUCUUUGCAGAUGCACUUCGCUGUAUUCCCCCGAGCCCAGGCAUCCAGGGUGAGGUCCACCUCACUGGCGGCUGAUUGGGGCAUGGCCCCGCUGCCUCUCUUGCUCACCCCGAAGCCUCUGCAUUUAGCUGAGGACCCAAGCACAGAGGGUGCUAAAUAACAACACACGGGUGGAGAACCAUGGAGUCCUUCAGCUCAAAGAAUCUGGCCCUGCAGGCGGAGAAGAAGCUACUGAGCAAGAUGGCAGGUCGGUCCGUGGCUCAUCUCUUCAUCGAUGAGACCAGCAGUGAGGUGCUGGACGAGCUCUACAGGGUGUCCAAGGAGUACACGCACAGCCGGCCCCAGGCGCAGCGGGUCAUCAAGGACCUGAUCAAGGUGGCCAUCAAGGUGGCCGUGCUGCACCGCAGCGGCUGCUUCGGGCCCAGCGAGCUGGCCCUGGCUGCCCGCUUCCGCCAGAAGCUGCGGCAGGGCGCCAUGACAGCGCUCAGCUUUGGCGAGGUGGACUUCACCUUCGAGGCAGCCGUGCUGGCCAGCCUGCUGACCGAGUGCCGGGACACGCUGCUGGAGCUGGUGGAGCACCACCUCACGCCCAAGUCCCACGGCCGCAUCCGCCACGUGUUCGACCACUUCUCUGACCCCGGCCUGCUCGCUGCCCUCUACGGGCCCGACUUCUCUCAGCACCGCGGCAAGAUCUGUGACGGGCUCAGGAAGCUGCUGGACGAGGGGAAGCUCUGAGCGCCCGAAACAGCGCCCUGCACCUCGGCAAGACGGCUGCCCAGAAAACACAACGGCCUUUCUAACCCUGCUCACCUGCACUAACGCGCUUCAGUCCUCGGGCUUCAGCCUUCCCCCAGAGUGCUCGAGACUCCAAGGCCACCCCACCCCCAAACUGCCGGUGGAGAAGAAGCAGGGCUGAGGGCUGAGGCCUCUCUCCCAUUCCGGCCCCGGGACAGGAAACAAAGCGGCCUGAAAAAGAUGAAGUGAAACCUGGAUCUCUAUCUCCCCCACGAGGGACAUUUGAAACAGGGAAGCCCCCUCCCCUAUGAGCCAGGGGAGGAGAGCAGAGCCCACUAACCCUUCUGGGGACACUAAAGACAGAGGGGGGUGAGGGGUUCCUUAGAGACAUCCUAGACCGCCAGUUCCAGGCAGAGCCUGCACUCCAGAAUGCAGGGAGAUUAUUACAGGGAAAAUAAAACAACUAAAACAUGCACAGGGCUCCAUGUUUAAUGUCCCAGCUUCACCCACCUCGUGUCA